Molecule: messenger RNA, 2247 nt
Organism: Peronospora farinosa
Lineage: Eukaryota; Oomycota; Peronosporomycetes; Peronosporales; Peronosporaceae
Source: the annotation of a GenBank genome assembly
AUGGUCGCUAAUGCAUUUUCAGACAAUGCUGCAACAUUGCACACCACACAGGACCUCGUGGCCAUGGAGAAGAUUGAAGACGAGGCACGUAAAGAACGUGAAGCUCUUUCUGUUACUAAUGCGAUAAAUGCCGAGCCUGUGGAAGCGACAGGAGAGAAGAUUGCAAAGCUGGACUCGCUACUGGAGAAGGCGAGUCUAUACUCGAGUUUUUUGUUUUCCAAUAUGGAAAGCGCUGCUACAGUCAGUGAGAUUGUGCAAGUUGAUGCAGAAGAAGAAGAAGCUAAAAACUCUAAAGGGAAACGCAAACGGGGUAAAAAGGCGUUGAACGAGUCUAAUAAAAAGUCCAAGAAAGGUGUCGACAAGUUGCGUGAAGUACAAGAAGAUGUUACUUUGAUUACGCAUGAAGAGCCAAAAAAGGUGCAAUUCAAUCAACCCAAGUUCCUGACCGGCGGCACGCUGCGUGACUAUCAAUUGGAAGGCAUUCGAUGGCUUUGCAACUUGUUUGAAAACGGUCUGAAUGGCAUUCUUGCCGAUGAAAUGGGUUUAGGUAAAACAAUUCAAGUGAUUGGUCUUUUAGGUCAUUUAAAGGCACUGGGUGUACGAGGGCCGCACCUUAUUGUAGCCCCGUUGUCGACUUUGAUGAACUGGGCGACGGAAUUUCGUAAAUGGGCGCCUAGUAUGCCCGUGGUAAUCUACCACGGCACGAAACAGGAGCGGAAGGAUAUGCGGAAAAAUGAGCUGAACGCAAAGAAGAAGACUAAUGCUGACUUUCCCGUUGUUAUCUCUUCGUACGAGGUCAUGUUGGCAGAUGCCAGAUCGUUUACAAGCUUGGGAUUUGUAUGGAAGUACAUGGUUAUUGAUGAGGGACACCGUCUGAAAAAUAUGGAUUGCAAACUCAUUCGUGAGCUGAAGCGUGGACGUUCAGAGAACCGGCUAUUGUUGACAGGCACACCUUUGCAGAAUAAUUUGACGGAACUAUGGUCGUUGCUGAACUUUAUUUUGCCAGAUGUAUUUGAUGACCUUGAGCUCUUUGAGAGCUGGUUCUCGUUUACGCCUGAUGCCGUUGCAACUGCUGCUACUACGAAUGAAUCGGUAGCUGCGCAAGAUGUACUACAGGGUGAGAAGAAAGUCGAGGUUAUUGCAAAGCUACACGAGAUCCUACGACCUUUUCUGCUUCGCCGACUGAAGGUUGACGUAGUGGGAGAGAUGGUCUCGAAAACGGAAAUUUUUGUUUAUUGCCCCAUGACACCGAUGCAGCGUGAGUAUUACGAUAUGAUUCGUGACGGUACGCUUGCGAGGGCUAUGGAGGAAAAAUAUGGCAAAUUCCAAGCCCAACAGGCAUUCAAUACGAGGACGCUAAGGAACAAGGUGAUGCAUUUGCGAAAGUGCUGCUUGCACCCUUACCUUUUUGACGAACCAUUGACGGCAACUGGAGGUGUUGUUACGGAUGAAAGCAUUGUAGAGAUGUCCGGAAAGAUGCUGGUUCUGGAUAAGAUGCUGCGCGAGCUCAAGCGUAAGGGUCAUAAAGUGCUUAUUUUUAGUCAGAUGACACGCGUGUUGGAUAUCCUAGAAGAUUAUCUACUCAUGCGAGAUUACAGCUACUGCAGAUUGGACGGCACUACGAAACUGGUCGAUCGUGUUGACCAGAUGCAAAGGUUUAACAAAGUCUCUGCAGGGUCGGUCUCUGCGAAUGACGACGAUAAUGUUUUCGUUUUCCUGCUGUCUACGCGUGCUGGUGGUCUGGGCGUCAAUUUGAUUGCUGCCGAUACAGUUAUUUUCUUCGACUCGGACUGGAACCCGCAGCAGGACAACCAGGCCAUGGAUCGCUGCCACAGAAUUGGUCAAAAGAACGAAAUCAUCGUGUAUCGUCUUGUGACUGAAAACUCUUUCGAGGAUCGUAUGACCCAGCGAGCGUUCGAGAAGCGUAAACUUGAGCGCGUUGUCAUCCAACGUGGCGGGUUCAAGCAGCGUACGACUCCUGCCGAAGCUGCCAAACUCACCAACACGGAGUUGGAAGAAUUAUUGAAAGACGAUGUAGAAAUUCGAAAGGGCAUCGAGAGCGGUGGCAUUACCGACAAGGAACUGAAUCAGAUUCUGGAUCGCGAGUUGGUUGUCAAGAGUUUUGUGAAACGCACCAAGGCUGAAUACGGAACGAAAACAUUAGCAGAGUCAAACGUGAUUUCAUUGAAGGGUAACGGUUUCGAGGUGGUGGAAAACGCGCCGGCAUCGAUGGAGGGCUUUGCUUGA